CGCCAGCUGCGCGCAGGUUCGCGAUUCAAACUGCGGUUCCGUAGGGUCGCUAUCUGCGCCGGUUCGGCCGCAGCCGCCGCUGCGUGCGGACAAUGGAGCACCGCAUCGUGGGGCCCGGGCCAUACCGGGCCACAAAGCUGUGGAAUGAAACGGUUGAACUUUUUCGCGCUAAAAUGCCAUUACGAAAACAUCGCUGUCGUUUCAAAAGUUAUGAACAUUGCUUCACAGCAGCUGAAGCUGUGGAUUGGUUACAUGAGCUGCUGAGGUGCAGUCAAAACUUUGGCCCCGAAGUGACCCGCAAACAAACUGUCCAGCUGCUUAAAAAAUUCCUGAAGAAUCAUGUUAUUGAAGACAUCAAGGGAAAAUGGGGUCAGGAAGAUUUUGAAGAUAAUGGUCACUUGUACAGAUUUCCUUCUUCUUCACCCCUGAAACCAUAUCCAAAGAGGCCCCCAUACCGAAAGGAUGUUAUUAAGUUUCCAGAAUGGAAUGACCCUCCACCGGGCACAUCACAAGAGAAUAUCCCAGUGAGGCCAGUUGUGAUGAAUUCUGAGAUGUGGUACAAGCGUCACAGUAUUGCUAUUGGAGAGGUACCGGCUUGCCGUCUCGUCUGCCGCAGACAGCUGACAGAGGCCAAUGUGGAAGAGAUAUGGAAGUCUAUGACGUUAUCAUAUUUACAGAAAAUCCUUGGCUUAGAUUCUUUAGAAGAAGUUUUAGACGUUAAACUUGUCAACUCCAAGUUCAUCAUCCAUAAUGUAUAUAGUGUGAGCAAGCAGGGAGUUGUUAUCCUUGAUGACAAGUCAAAAGAACUUCCUCAUUGGGUGCUGUCAGCAAUGAAGUGUUUGGCCAAUUGGCCUAAUUGUUCUGAUUUGAAGCAGCCUAUGUACUCAGGAUUUGAAAAAGAUGUCUUUAAAACUAUAGCAGAUUACUAUGGUCACUUGAAAGAGCCCCUGCUUACAUUUCACCUUUUUGAUGCCUUUGUCAGUGUAUUAGGUUUGUUACAGAAAGAGAAAAUGGCGAUUGAAGCAUUUCAGAUUUGCUGCCUUCUCCUGCCACCUGAAAAUCGGAGAAAGUUACAGCUGUUGAUGAAGAUGAUGGCAAGGAUCUGUUUAAAUAAGGAGAUGCCACCACUCUGUGAUGGUUUUGGCACCCGAACACUGAUGGUUCAGACGUUUUCCCGUUGCAUCUUGUGUUCCAAGGAUGACGUGGACUUGGAUGAGUUAUUAGCAGCUAGGCUGGUGACGUUUCUGAUGGACAAUUCCCAAGAGAUUCUGAAAGUCCCUUUGGCCUUGCAGACCUCCAUAGAAGAGCGUGUGGCGCAUCUACGAAGAGUCCAGAUAAAAUACCCAGGAGCCGACAUGGAUAUUACUGUAUCUGCUCCAUCAUUUUGCCGUCAAAUCAGUCCAGAGGAAUUUGAAUACCAAAGAGCAUAUGGCUCUCAGGAACCUCUAGCAGCUUUGUUGGAGGAAAUCAUAACAGAUGCCAAACUCUCCAGCAAAGAGAAGAAGAAAAAACUGAAGCAGUUUCAGAAAUCCUAUCCCGAAGUCUACCAAGAACGAUUUCCUACACCAGAAAGUGAAGCACUUCUGUUUCCCGAAAAACCAAAACCAAAACCACAGCUGCUAAUGUGGGCACUGAAAAACCCUUUCCAACCAUUUCAAAGAACUAGAAGUUUUCGGAUGUAAUAUUUUUACAACCAUUAGAGAUCUCUGUUGUUUUGCAUAAUUGGGUGGUUAGAGAGCAUGGUGGUGGAAGAAAGAAGAGCAGAAAAUGUAGACUAAUGAAAUAUAAAGAUUAUCUGACUUCAAAAAAUUGAAGCCAUUAUCAGUAUUUUUCUAAAACUCAGUGCUAUUUUUAAAGUGUAAAAAUCAGUUAAAAAUUAUGAGACCUAUAUAGUGGUAAUGUUAACCUGUUUGUAAUUGUUAGAAAAUUUAAGGAUAUUUUUAUUUUUUUAUUUGUUCUUUUUCAUGGUGUUUAUAAAAUAAUUAUGUGUGUAUCCUAGUUACCAAUGUCUUUGUUACAACCAAGUCUCAAAAAUAGUGUAUAUACUUGAAUGAAAGACACUGGCUACUUUUACUGUGAUGCUGUUGACUUAAUAGUCAAUAGUGAUAUUUCCUGUGUAAAUUCUGUUUUUAAUUGUUGCACAAAGAUUCCUAAAUGUCCUAUGUUAUGAUGGCUGUAUCUUUUAUUGCAGAUUUGUUGGAUACAAUGACAGAUUUUACUAAAGCUGGUUCCUUUAUAACAUAUACUGGUUGGUGUUUACCUAUAAGCAGAGUAAAUUUUAAUCUGCCUGCAGUGGUAUAAUUUCAGUCUUGGUUAGAGAUGGAAAAUUGAAUGGGAUAAAUUCCUUUGGUCCCUUUGGACAUGUGAUUCUAAGUCAAACCUUUGUCGUUUCAUGGAAACACAAAAGGGUUAAGUAAAAUGAGACUAUAUUUCUUUAUAAAUAUAUUUUUCCCAGCUUCCUCAUCCUUUUGAAAGUAAAGGGAAUGUAAAUAAAUACUUUUUUUUUUUUUUUAAAUAUUGUACAUGGUGUUUCUUUUUUGGCAUUUAUUUGGGUCAGUUAGAGAGCAUCCUCAAAUGUUAAACGUCAUUGCCUUGGCCACUGUUCUCACAUCAGUCACUUAUUUUUAUGAUAAAAUAAGAAGUGAGAUUUUUGGCUUUUGUACUAGCCUUUAGGAGGGUGCUUUGUCCAUUUCUUUUGCUUUGCUUUAUGCUCCUGCAAAUAGUGGUACACUUGAAGGCUUCUGAGAGCAACUACCCAAAAAGCUGGAAGUAACACUCACUAAUGGGCUGGUUCUGCUCUUUGUUCUGAUUUUUCCUCGUACUAGGGAUCUGCCCCUAUUCUUUUGUAGCAAAAAUGCCUCCUACGGUUGACUCAGAUUUUGUUUACUUAAAAAUGGAUAAAAGUAUUCAUAUUGGUUUGGGUACCACCUUACCUUGCAAAUAUAAAGUAAUGGGAAUUUUUAGUGUUUUAGGAUUUAUUCUCAGACCUUGGAAUUCUGUUUCAAACAAAGAAUAAGUCUGCUUUCUGCUCUAUUUGCUCUUCUAGGUAGAGUUUACUUUUCAGAGUCUCCUUUCCUAUUGGUUAUCUUUGGAAAUAUGUUCCUUUUCUUUCUUCCUUUUGUUCACCUUAAUAUUACUUUUCUUUUAAAUAUGACAUACUUAUGGAGAGAUCAUAAAACAUCACCAUCACCUAAGUGUGAAAUUGAUGUAUGGCUAAUAACAACUUUUCAAAGUGGUUGUACCAAUUAACACUCCCAACAGCAGUAUAUAAGAGUUCGUUUUGUUUAACAUCCUCACUAAAACUUACUACUGUCAGAGUUUGAAUUGUCAGUGCAUGGUGGGUGUAUACAGUAUCUCAUAUGGUUUUACUUUGCAUUAUUCACAUGGUUGAAGACUAUUUCCAAAUAUUUUUUGACUUUUUCCACUUCCGUUCAUGUUUUAAUAUCAGCUUAUUGAACUACACACACACCCACAAACAGACACUGUUGAGAUUUUGAUUUGGACUGUAUCGAAUUUAUAAAUCAAUUUGUAGAGAAUUGCUAUCUUUAUAGUAUUAAGUCUUCUAAUCCAUGAACAUAGUUUAUACCUCCAUUUAUUUAGAAUAAAUGAGAAAAAUAUUUAAAUUUCUCUGUAAAGAUUUAGAAAUCUUUUGUUAGAUUUAUUCCUAGGUAUUAUGUACAUUUAAAAAAUGUAAGUAUUAAAAUUUUCAAAUGUAUGUAAAGUAAAGAUAAUCUUACCCAUUCCUAGCUUCAACAAUUAUUCAACUGGUAAAUACCUUGAUGUUUGAUUCUAUUGUAAAUGGGGUUAUUUUAAAAUUUUCAUUUUCUGUUUGUUGCUCAUAUAUAGUAUAUAAAGCUAAUUUUUAUGUACUGAUUUUUGUACCCAA
Messenger RNA from Pteropus alecto (black flying fox), 3886 nucleotides. RefSeq names its product DEP domain containing 1B (gene DEPDC1B). The transcript has 11 exons. Lineage: Eukaryota; Metazoa; Chordata; Mammalia; Chiroptera; Pteropodidae. Bases 93 to 1682 code for a protein of 529 amino acids. The record is from RefSeq and is a predicted model, not a curated record. Gene Ontology annotation, biological process: positive regulation of Wnt signaling pathway; intracellular signal transduction.